GAGCUCGAAGCACUGGCCGCCGCGCACCCGGACCGCUUCCGAGUGAGCUACUCGCUGACUGCGCCGCCGGCGGGAUGGGAGGGCCUCACGGGGAGGGGGUCGGCGGAGCUCAUCACGGCGGCGCUGCCGCCUCCGCGCGGCGACGGCAGCACGAUGGUGCUGGUCUGCGGCACGGACGGCUUCGUCGAGCUGUGGGGGGGUCCGGUGGCGCGCGCGCCCAAGCAGCCGGGCGAGAAGAAGGGCGCGAAGGUGCAGGGCCCGCUCCUCGGGCUCCUCGCCGAGGCCGGCUUCGACGCGUCCGAGGUGUUCAAGUACUGA
Emiliania huxleyi CCMP1516 is the source of this 318-nucleotide messenger RNA. RefSeq lists its product as hypothetical. Gene Ontology annotation, molecular function: oxidoreductase activity. The record is from RefSeq and is a predicted model, not a curated record. The transcript has a single exon. The annotation marks the transcript as partial. Lineage: Eukaryota; Haptophyta; Isochrysidales; Noelaerhabdaceae.